AUGGAUUUCAAUCACUUGGACACUGUGAAGGAUCCAGUCUUGGGAAAUGGUCUCGCAGCCAGUAAAGACCUCAGUGCCGGAGAACCGAUUAUCAAGAUCAGUGAACCGUUUCUGAUCGUCGUCGAAAAGGACGCCCUCGAGAAAGUUUGCUCGUUUUGCUUAAUCGAAAGCGACGCCUCGUCUCUCAAGAGAUGUACAGGAUGCAAAGUCGUUCGAUAUUGUACGCCAACAUGUCAAAAGGCUGAUUGGAAAUUGAUUCAUAAGAACGAGUGUUCGCUCCUGCAGAGACUUCCAGGCAUUCCACCCACGCCUGUCCGAGCUUUGUAUCAAGCACUGCUUCGCUAUGUAAGACCUACCUUUGAAUUGGAUUCCCGCUCUGCAAGUCUCGAGCAUCAUGUUCAGGAUCUGAAGAAAGAUCGUAAGAGGUGGGAUGAGAUAGUACUCCAGGCGAAAGGAGCGCUCGAGUUUUCGAAGACUCCUGCAGAUAAAAUGGACAUGGUCACACGUCUGCUCUGUAUCAUGGCUACCAAUGCGUUCAGAGCCACUCUCCCAGACGACACGCCCAUUGGACUAUGUUAUGAACCAACCCUGGCUCUGGCAAAUCACUCAUGCAUGCCAAAUGCCUUUAUCAUGUUCGAUGGUCGGAGCAUAUCAUUGAUGACACUGAAUCCAAUCAAGACUGGUGAACAAAUAUUCAUUUCCUACGUCGACUUUACACAAAGCCGUGAUCAACGGAGAGGAGAGCUGAAACAACGAUACUUCUUCGACUGUGAAUGCGAAAAAUGCAAGUACUCUCGCACGCCGUACCGGGUGUGUAAAGAGACUACCGCAGUUCCAUCUGAGAAGCUAGCUCUCUUAUACGAUUACAAAACCCUGGUUUCUCAAGCUGACGAACGAGAACAUGAGAUCCAAGCCAUUCGACAAGACUUGAAUGAUCUCAAACAAGAAAUAUAUGUAGCCCAUUCUCUCAUAGACCUCAGCAAAACCACCGCAUCCGAAACAGAACGUCUCAACUUCCUCAAGCAAGCCAUAUCCGACCUAUCACUCUACAAAAACCACAAGCUCUUCGCCCUGCCACCUUACUCAACUGUCCUCGACGAGUUGUACCUGACAUACAUCGACAACGGGCAUUUAACCUCCGCCCUCAUACUCCUCCUAUUCAUCUUCCUAAACUGCGACAUCUACAACUGGCCGCAACCGAACCACCCCAUCCGCGUAACCCGUCUCUUCACUAUCGCCCGCCUCCUCAAAUACGCCUCAUCCCUCGAGCCCGCUACUCUGGAACAAACCCUGCCCUUUAUCCCAAGAGAAAUUCUCACAGGGAUUGAUUUCAUAGAUGCAACGCACACGAUUCUCAUCCUCGUGAAUGAGUUAGCGCCGCUGAGUCAUGGCCAGGGAACAAGGUUUAUAGGGCAGGUUGAGCUGGAGUUGAGGGAAGUGGAGGAGGUGCAGAGGUUAAGGGGUGGUGUAGGAAAGGCGUUGCAAAAGUGGCAAAGUGAGGGUAAUACUGCGGUGGAUGGGAGGAAUAUUGCGUCGCAGAUAUUUACUGGGCUGAAGACUUUGGCUGGGUUUGCGUUUGAGGUUAUUGGGAAGCAAAACCUUUAA
Molecule: messenger RNA, 1605 nt
Organism: Lachnellula hyalina
Lineage: Eukaryota; Fungi; Ascomycota; Leotiomycetes; Helotiales; Lachnaceae
Gene: set6
Product: SET domain and MYND-type zinc finger protein
Exons: 2
Coding region: 1-1605 (534 amino acids)
Cellular component (GO): nucleus
Molecular function (GO): protein binding
Source: RefSeq, a predicted model, not a curated record